Messenger RNA from Neolamprologus brichardi, 2992 nucleotides. RefSeq names its product TDP-glucose 4,6-dehydratase (gene tgds). Gene Ontology annotation, molecular function: dTDP-glucose 4,6-dehydratase activity. The record is from RefSeq and is a predicted model, not a curated record. Lineage: Eukaryota; Metazoa; Chordata; Actinopteri; Cichliformes; Cichlidae. Gene Ontology annotation, biological process: nucleotide-sugar metabolic process.
GGCUACUGUUAUGGAAGGUAAUAAAGCUCUGCUGUUUCCGUUAGGAUAGCUUGCUAGCUUGAUGUCGGAAAAUAUGUUUUUAUUAUACUUGUAGGAGUACAUGUUGUGAGGUAACAGCUGCUGGAAGACCGGGAAAUGGACUUCAACAGGACUGUUCUGGUGACUGGAGGCUCUGGAUUCAUCGGCUCCCAUCUGGUGUGCUCGCUGGUCCACAGACACCCGGAAUGGAGAAUUAUCAACCUGGAUAAUUUGGAUUACUGCUGCAGCCCCAGGAGUCUGAAGAGCGUUGAAAACAGAGCGAACUACAUCUUUAUCAGGGGGGAUGUGUGUAACCCGCGGCUGCUGAACCACAUCUUCAGUUCCAAAAACAUCGACGUCAUCUUUCACCUGGCAGCCAAAACUCACGUCGAGGCUUCCUUUGAAUCCCCGUCCACUUUCCAGCAGGUCAACGUUGAAGGGACCAGAGUUCUGCUGGGAGCGGCCCAUCAGGCCCGACACCAGCCACAGCGCUUCAUCUACAUCAGCACCGAUGAGGUGUACGGAGCCAGUCUGCAUGAGGUGUUUGAUGAGAGCAGCCCAGUGAGGCCCUCCAAUCCGUACGCUGCUACUAAAGCUGCUGCAGAGUAUCUGGUCAGAUCGUACUGGGACCAGUACAAGUUUCCCAUCAUCAUUACCAGGAGCAACAACAUCUACGGGCCCAGGCAGUACACGGAGAAGGUCAUUCCAAGGUUCCUCACCCUCUUACAGAUGGACAAGAAAUGCACUAUCCAGGGAACCCUUCCAAAAUCCCGCCACUUCCUGUUUGUCAGUGAUGCCAUAAACGCCUUCCUGUUGCUUCUGGAGAAAGGGAUUGUGGGAGAAAUCUACAAUGUGGGGACAAGCUGUGAGAUUCCCAUCAUGCAGCUGGCGAGGGAACUUGUUAGGAUGGUCAAGAAAGUGCCAGAAUCUGAAGUAAAUGAUUGGCUUGAGUUUGUGCCUGACAGGCCGCGGGUCGACCUGCGUUACCCCAUCAAGUGUGAGAAGCUGCAGCAGCUGGGCUGGAGAGCUGAGGUGUCCUGGACUGAAGGCAUCAGACAGACAGUGAAAUGGUACCGAGACAACCCAGACUUCUGGUCAGACAUCAGCGAAGACCAACCACCAAUUCGGCGUGAGUUUGAAAAUGCUACCACCACAGUGGUCCCGAUCAGCUCUGAAUCUUGACUGACAGGAAGAGACUUUUUAAUUUUUUUUCCAUACAAUUUCACGUGAUAUUUAUGUAGCACAGAGGCCAUCAUGGCUGGUUUAAAGCUCAAUGAACAAAACACUGAAUACUUCAGUUAGCAUCAGUCUUACUCUGCAGAACAUUUCAUUCUCAGCCGUCUCUGAGUUAAGACAGUGAGCAACAGGACCUGAAGUGCCAGAUAACCAAGGGGAGAACCUUCAAAGCAGACCUACAGCUGGAAAUUAAUGCACUUUAUUACUUAACUUCAUAGUAAUUACAAUCUUAGCUGAUAUUAACUGUGUCUUGUCCUGCUCAUUGUGAUUUUUUAAAUUAUAUUUUUGCACACUGUGGGCUGAGGGACAUUAAUCUCUGAUUGGUUCAACAUUUUCAUUUAGUGUUGGCAGGAUCCUGAGUCGUGCAGACAAACAGGUUCAAGUGUCAGCGCAGUAAGAAAAACUGAGGGGAAGAGCAACGCCUCACCUUUGAUUGCAUUUGGCUGAGUAUGCAGUGCAGGCACAACAGUUUAAAUUAAGACUCCUCUUUCCUGUUGGCUUUCAUCAACAGAAAAUAAUCAGGAUUGUAAGAAUAGAUUUUUAAGUUGGGCUUUGUUAACUUUAGCCUUCUUUUACCAAAUGGCCUGAAAUAGCAAUGAUCUCUGUUAUUGUAGAUAGCACAGACUCAGUGCCUUAUUUCCAGUGUACAUGGAUUAUGAACCCAAGAGGCUCAUUUUGAGACAAGAAACUGAUUUGACCUUUCUCAGCCUUUUAUCUCAUGUGUUUCCUUUAAGAUUGUUAAUGCAAGUAUUCUGGUCGCCGUUUGGCCCAGACUGGAACGACACAUUACAUAAUGGAACAGGUUUCAGAGAACAAGGGUUAUGCAGGUAAUUCCUAGAUAACCCUCUAAUGAACGGAUGUCUGCCAUUGUACAUCGUGGGCCAAAUACUGUGAUCAGAAGGCAACUGGAUCAGAGGAACUCCACACUUAAUGCCUCAUAUGUUAAUAAAAUAAGUUUUUCUACAUGACAAAGAUCUGUCAGCACAACUCUUUGGGCUUAAACCGCAAGAAAUGUGAAUAAUUGGUAGCUCAGUUUUAUAAUUUUAGUACAUUCUGGACAAAGUUUUUGUUCACUUAGUUUUUUUUUCUUUACUGUUGACUUGAGAAAAAAAAACAUUUAAGUUUUUUUAAAAAUAUUUCAUUACUUUGGUGUAUUAUGAAUGGCCACAGGGGAAGAUCUUUGGAGUUUUUGCUGAACUGGCUCAGAGGCCUCAUGUUUGACACCCCAUUGUAUGUUAGUCACCAGUAUUUUGCACUUAGUAGUCACUUCAAUCGCUUGCAUCAAAGUUGAGAAAGGUUUCUAAGCAGUUUUACUUUUGCCAAAUCUCAUCAACUUUUUACGGUCUCUCGUCACAGCAUCACUGCGAAUCACUUCCUGUGUGGACGCAGCUUUAUUCAGAGUUACAGAGGCUGCUGUUCUGUUGUUCUACACAAAGCGAAUAAAAUUGACUCCAACUUUAAGAAACGUGGCUGUCAGGUCAUUUUAAUCUGCUUAUUGAAGAAAGUGAAUGAAGCAAACAGCUUCAAGUCAUCUCAGCAAGGCUCUGUACCAAGUUAGAAAUAUGUAGGUGCAACUUCAGAUUUCAAAUUAGUUGUUUAUGAUUUUUAAUGAUCUGUGUUUUAAGGACAACAAGGGAAUCGCAAUCAUUCCUGUCAGAUGCAUUUUACGCACACUGUUUUUAUAAUUUGAUGCUGUCGAAUGUAUUUAUUUUCAAAUAAACACUUUUUAAUAACGUCA